UUUUCAUGCCGACCAAUCUCUAAAUGUUUUUUACCUAACUCUUCCCCCCCUUCAAAUCUAACAACUCUAUAUUGUUCAACAAGUUGGUGUGAACUUCUGGGUGUUUUGCUUGUAAUCAUAUCGAAUGCCUGAGAAAAGAGUGUCCCCGUCUCCGGCGACGAGCCACCGUCCGAGUCCUCUGCAACAAUGGAGAUUCAGCGUCCUAACGUCCUUCGUGUUCUUCCUCAUGGUCAUCGUCUGGAGCAUCGACGGUUGUACUAUCAAAACAUUCAUAGACUCAUGGAGACUCAACGCUUCUUACUCCAUGCGAGUCACUGCUGCGAAACCAAAACCACAUUCUCUGGAUCUGGAUACGACCCGAGUGAAGUUCGACUGGAUCUCAACCGAGAUGGAGCAGAACUUCACGGCGAACCUCUUAAAAAACUGGUCUGCUCCGGGAGGAGAGAAAUGCAGAGAAGCAAAAACCGUCGAGAUCUCCGUCCCCAACUUCGACGGGAAGGAUCCGGUUCACUUAACGGCCGGCGAGAUCCACGAGUUCAGAUUCCAAUCCCUCGACGAAUCGGGGAAGCCCGUCUGCGUCGGUGGAGAUUACUUCGAGACCGAUCUCUCCGGCGAAAACUGGAAAUCAAGACCGCCGGUUAAAGACUUAACCAACGGAACUUACUCCGUCUCCCUCCAGAUUCAUCCCGAGUUCGCCGGAGACUACAAUCUAACCGUCAUUCUACUCUUCCGCCACUUCCAAGGCCUCAAACUCAGCCCCGCGCGCUUCGCCUUCAACAGAAAGCUACGCAACUUCAAACUCCGCUUCGUCAAGAAAAACGACGUCGUUUUACCGGAGCUCCGCCAAUGCGUCAGGUCCGACUUCGCUAGAGACGUCUGGUCGGGGCGGUGGACAAGGCUCGGCAAGAACGACGAGUGUAAAAUCAGCAACGACGGGCGUUACCGUUGCCUGGAUGAUGAUUUCCCUUGCCGGAAACCGUGGUGCGACGGAGCAUUGGGUGAGUUAGAGAGCAACGGUUGGGUUUACUCGAGCCACUGCUCAUUUAAACUCUUCUCUGGUGACUCGGCUUGGGGUUGCUUGAAGGGCAAGUGGAUCUUCUUCUGGGGAGACUCCAACCACGUGGACACGAUUAGAAACUUGCUGAACUUCGUCUUGGGUCAUCCCGAGAUCGGCGCUGUCCCGAGGAGGUUUGAUUCGAAGUUCUCUAACCCGAAGAACUCGUCGGAGACCGUUAGGAUCACGAGCAUCUUCAACGGGCAUUGGAACGAGACGCAAAACUAUCAAGGUCUCGACUCGCUUAGAGACCACGGCUUCAGAGAGCUGCUUAAAAGCUACUUCUCGGAAGAAAAAGGUGUUCCGGACGUAAUGAUCGUUAACUCGGGACUCCACGAUGGGGUCCACUGGUCUAACCUCAGAGCAUUCGCGAAAGGAGCCAAAACCGCGGCUGCGUUCUGGAGAAACGUUUUCGAUUCGGUGAAACGCCGCGGGUUCGAACCGCCUGAGGUGGUUUUCAGGAACACGAUCGCGACGGGGGGUUACGCGAGGGAGCUGGCGUUUAACCCGAGCAAGAUGGAAGUGUUCAAUGGUGUGUUUUUGGAGAAGAUGAAGGAGUUUGGGUUGGUGUCGGGUGUGGUUGAUAACUUUGACAUGACGUAUCCGUGGCAUUAUGAUAACCGGUGUAACGAUGGGGUUCAUUACGGGAGAGCUCCGGCGAAGAUGCGGUGGAGAGACGGCGAGAUUGGGCAUCAGUACUUUGUUGAUCUGAUGCUUGUUCAUGUCUUGUUAAAUGCAUUGUGUGUGAGAUAAAAUAGUAAGAGUGAUGUUUAGUUUGGUUAGAAGUAGAGUUAGGAAUCACGAUUCUUUUGUUUUUGAUGUUGUGUACACUUCUGAAUAUAGAAUAAAUUAUAUGUUAGCACAUCUGAAGUACACUAUACAAAUCG
Molecule: messenger RNA, 1941 nt
Organism: Brassica oleracea var. oleracea
Lineage: Eukaryota; Viridiplantae; Streptophyta; Magnoliopsida; Brassicales; Brassicaceae
Exons: 2
Coding region: 125-1807 (560 amino acids)
Source: RefSeq, a predicted model, not a curated record